This is a messenger RNA of Eutrema salsugineum, 2232 nucleotides long. RefSeq lists its product as uncharacterized. Bases 1 to 2232 code for a protein of 743 amino acids. The transcript is spliced from 5 exons. NCBI's taxonomy places the organism in Eukaryota, Viridiplantae, Streptophyta, Magnoliopsida, Brassicales, Brassicaceae. The record is from RefSeq and is a predicted model, not a curated record.
AUGAAACGUAAGCUUGUACGUCCUCAGAAAAAGCUUUAUGCGUCGUCGAGUCCUCCAAACAAAUGUGGUAAUGCUAAGAAUGCACGAUAUGCUCUUACCGGUGAAACCGAUAUUGAUCAGCUUGGAGAUUUAUUGGCUAGUUCGAUCAACAAGGAAGAGUUUGCUUGUUUUAUUGCUACUGAUUCUGAUUCCGAGAGGGAUAAUGAUGAAGACUCUAUGUUGGAAAGAGAGAUGUGGAAAACACGACUUCUGAACCAGUUCCAUGGCGAUGCAUCGGAGAACCCUAUGGACCAUCUUGAAGAUUUUGAAGAAAUCUGCAGCACCAAGAAAUCGAUCGGAGUUCCUGCAGAUUACAUAAAGUGCAAGUUAUUUCCAUUUUCUCUUUGUGAUAAGGCGCGUGCUUGGUUCAAGUCUUUGUCUUCUGGUCACUCGAAUCAUGGGACGAAUGCAAGGCUGCCUUCCUUAACCAUUUCUACACCACCUCUAGAUCAAACUUCUUUAGAGACAAGAUUUAUAGGUUCCAACAAAAAGGAGGCGAAAUUUUUCAUGAAGCUUGGGAUCGUUAUAAAGGCUACAUUAGAGAAUGUCCUCACCACGGCACCUCUAAAUAUAGCAAGCGAUGGAAACUUCAUGACACUUACUGUGGAAGAAGCUUACAUCUUGAUUAAUAAUCUUGCUGCAAGCAGCAGAAACAAUUGUCCUGAUCAAGGAAGAACAUCACGUUCUACUUCCCAUGAUCAUAAGGAGAUUGAAGAACUUAAAGCCAUGGUGAAAUUGUUUCUCCAAAAUCAGCAGCGUUCUGUUAAUGUCUGUGAAGCAGUUAAUGCAGCUGAGAUCAAUCAUCAACUUGGAACACAAGAUCAAACCCAUAUGAAUCUCCAAUCUGCUCCAAAAUCAUCUCCAACCUCUCAAGACAACAAGCUCGAGCUUAUGGUGCAACCACUUCUUAUAAAGCUGCAAAGAUUAGAAGACGAUGUGGAUAUAAGAGUGGACUGCCUAUACACUGACCUUAAUGGUAAAUUUGAAGCUCUUUCCACUCAUGUUGAUAGCAUGGACGUGCAGCUAUCACAAACCAUAGAUAGUUCAAAAAGCACCGAAAUUAUCGACAGACGAAUCGCUGAGGUACAUGAAAAAAUCGCCCAAGACACCCGCAACCUCGAGCUUAAGUUAGACAUCAUGAAUGAUUACCUCAACAAGAACAAUGAGGAGUCAUUUCAGAAGUUCACUAACCUCUCAACUCAUGUCAAGAUGCUCGAGAAACAAAUCGGAAAAAUUGGAGAAAGUGUGAAGAGACAAGAUGGUCAUCUUCCGGGAAAAACCAUAGACAAUCCGAUGUGGCGUUGCAAUGUCAUAGACACUGAUGGUGAGAGAGAAGUCACGCCUAUUCCUGGCAAUCAGGACACUGAAGUUGAAUCUCCAGCAUGUCCUGAAGAGUAUGAUGUAAUAGGAAAAGUUCCACACCAAAGGAAGCUUCAUAAGAUAAAUGAUUCGGUGAAGUUUGUCUUCCCCUGCAUAAUUGAAGGUAUGGAAUUUCUGGACUCUCUAUGUGACACAGGAGCAAAUGUGAAUGUGAUGUCUAAAGCAAUUGCAACCGAGCUGGGGAUGCGUGACAUCAAACCUUCUCACGGUUCUGUUAAGUUUGGAGACAAUUCAAGCACGAUUCCGUAUGGUUUCGUAAUGGAUUUGAUGGAGCAAGUAGGAGGGUGUCUUGUUCCUGUUGAUUUUCACAUUCUUGAGAUGGAAAAUGACUCUCCCAGGGCGUUAAUAUUUGAAAGUUCAUUCCUUGCAUCAGUGAGGGCAGUUGUUGAUUAUCCCAACCGAAGAGUUUGUUUUUCUAAAGUCAAAAAGAGAAUCUUCUAUCCUGCAGUCUGUAGUGGUGGAAGCUCUUACUGUAUAACCAUCUACAAGGAAGAGAAGUUGAUUCUAGACCCUGGAGAUAACAAGGGAAGGUGCCAACACGUUUCUAUACAAGCCCAUUUAGUCGAGCCUAAGGGAGUUGUCGAGUCGAGAAAAUCAAAGCAUAAAGCAAGGAUGUCUAAGCGCAAAUCAAAGAAAUCUAAGGGCAAAGCUACCUCACCUGGUGCAAGCGUGACAUCGACCUCUCAAGACCCUAUUGGAGACGUGGAGAAAGAUGGUAAUGCUAAAGUAAUCACCCCAGAGACACGUCCAGCCCCGCCUCCAAAAGCAAAACCUUCCGAGCUUCCUGGUUUAUGCAUAUCGCGAAUUACCUAG